AUGGUCCAGGUGACGCAGUACGACAAUGUCGGAGGGCAGUCCAGCAAGGAAGUCGUCGCCAACGAGCUGAAAUCCCUCUCGAACACCCUGAAGCAGAUCCACACUGUCUCGACGGCCAGCUCGACGCGGCUGCCGCACGUUCCGACAGAGCUGAUCCAGUACGUCGAGAACGGCCGCAACCCCGACAUCUACACGCGCGAGUUCGUCGAGGUCGUCCGCCGCGGCAACCAGCUCAUGCGAGGCAAGCUGCACGCCUAUGAGUCGUUCCGCGACAUCCUGGCUGGCGAGAUGCGCACGGCGCUGCCCGAGCUGCGCGACGACGUCGAUCAAGUCAUCGCCGCCACCACUCCUGCACCCGCUCCGGCUCCUGCUCCCGCCAGAGGCGUCUCCAACAACACUACACCUGCUGCUGCUGCUGCCCAACACCCAGCCGCGGCCGCCCGGCACUCCGGACGGCUCGACGGCGACAAGACUGAAUCCGACAGUUAUGGGGGCCUGCCCACCCCACCAUCGUUUGGCAUCGAUAGCACCCCGCCGACUCCCACCACGCCCACGUCACAGGCGACCCCUUCCCGGAGGGGAGCAGGCCGAGGCCGUGGACGCGGCCGUGGAGCAAAGGGAGCAGGCCGUGGCACUCGGGGUGCCGGUCGCAGUGGACGUGGCGGCCGUCGUGGUGGUGCCGCGAAUGAUGAGAAUGUGGCUCGUAGCGGUGGCAACAACAGCGGCGCUGCCACGCGACGUUCCUCCCGCAUCGAGAGCGCGCGCAACGCGGCUCAGCAGAUACAGAACUCGGGCCUGGCUGGAGUCGCCGAGGAGCUGCUCGUCCGCCACGGCGCGCAGCGCCAGCUCGUGGGCGCCGGCGCCUACCACAAGACUCGCAUGGCCACGAUUCUGGGCGCCCGCUUCGCCCAUUCGGCUGCUGGCCUUCUCAUCGACUUUGGACUCACCGCCGCUUUUGCUGCUGCGAGCCUGUUUGUUUUGGGCAUUCACGGCGUCUUCCACGCCAUUGCCUACGCCUUUGUCACGCCCUGGUUGGCCCUCAUGCGCGUCCUGGGCACCAUUAAGCUCAGCUUCAUCGUGGCCGGUAGAAUCAUGCGUAUCUGCGGUCGCCUCCUGAUCAUUCUCCUCCGUUGGGCCACGACAUAUCGGGGACACCGGCUCUUCUUCCUCGACCCGCUCACAAUGGAGGCCAUGAUGCCCUCGUCGCCAGUCCCGCAUGUGGAGGAUGAGGAUGAGGCGGAGGUGGAGUUCGAGUCGGACGAGGAUGAGGGUCUAUUCGUCGAUGAGGCCGACCUUGAGACUCGGGAGGAUGAGUUUACGGAGGAGGCUCCUCUGCCUGUCUUUUGCUAAAAAAAAAAAAACACACAGCUUCUACAAGGGGGCGAAGAGCCGAUCAGAAGGCCUGUUUGGCCAUAUAUUGUUUGGCCACUGUACUUUCGAGUCCUGGCAACCAUCUCGCGGUAAUGCAUAAUAUGUAUCUAGUGGGCGGGUCGGCACAUGCUUUCUGGCCACAGGACCGCGCAUGAAGCGGCUCUGGCUUGGGAGCUCGCGCUACAUUCUACAUUUCUUGAUAGGUGCUAGCUAGGUAGAGUCCUAGGUUGCGCACAGCGAAGCCCACCCAACUCUUCCUCAUGAGGAUGAAGAAAGCGGAAUGAGGAUGAAGAGAGUGGAUUUUAAAAGUAAUGACUGAGUCUGUGUUAUUCCUGAUUCUCAUUGCAGCGUGAAAGGAGUCGCCCUUGUGUUUUGAGAAUUGUGAGCGC
Molecule: messenger RNA, 1760 nt
Organism: Gaeumannomyces tritici R3-111a-1
Lineage: Eukaryota; Fungi; Ascomycota; Sordariomycetes; Magnaporthales; Magnaporthaceae
Exons: 3
Coding region: 1-1350 (449 amino acids)
Biological process (GO): regulation of transcription by RNA polymerase II
Cellular component (GO): mediator complex
Molecular function (GO): transcription coregulator activity
Source: RefSeq, a predicted model, not a curated record